Messenger RNA from Caenorhabditis briggsae, 1578 nucleotides. Lineage: Eukaryota; Metazoa; Nematoda; Chromadorea; Rhabditida; Rhabditidae. The transcript is spliced from 10 exons. Bases 1 to 1578 code for a protein of 525 amino acids. The record is from RefSeq and is a predicted model, not a curated record.
AUGGGUGGCCAUCUCUCACAUCUCAAACCGGAACACCAUUCGAAUGUAUUCUUCGCAUCGUGUGGUCCGGUUCGUGGAAAUUUUUAUCGACAUGUAGGCAUCCCGUAUGCCAAACCACCAAUAGGAGAGUUGAGAUUUAGGAAACCAGUUUUGGUAGAUGUCUGGUCGGAACCCAGAGAUUGCUUUGAAUAUGGUCCACGAUGUCCGUCUUCUGGAAUGUUUUAUGAAAAGAUCGAUCUUAAAAAUCAAGACGUGCCGGAUGAAGCGAACUGUUUGACGUUGAAUGUGUUUCGUCCAAGAUGGCAAUGUAAAGAAUAUAUCAAGAGACCUGUCAUGGUAUUCAUUCAUGGUGGAGGUUUCGAACUUUGUGCUUCUCGAGAUUAUUGUGACUACUCGUUGACAGGAACUUUACCUCUAAAAGAUGUUUUGGUAGUAACCAUAAACUAUCGUCUUGGAGCACUCGGUUUUUUCUCCACAGGAGACGAAACUUGUCCGGGAAACUUUGGUUUAUGGGACCAAACACUUGCUCUGAAGUGGGUCCAAAAACACAUCGCAUCGUUUGGAGGAGAUCCUAAUAAUGUGACAAUAUUUGGACAGAGUGCCGGAGGUGUAAGCGUGGAUCUUCUAUCCUUAAGUCCACAUUCCAGAGACCUAUUCCAUAAAUUCUUACCAAUGUCCGGCAGUGCUCAUGUUCCAUUUGCAAUCAGAACCGCCAGAUACCAGCUUGAGGUAUCACUGGAAUACGCUCGGAACAAAGGAUUCACUGGAUCAGGAUCAACAGAGUUGUUCGAGUUUAUGAAAAACUUGCCAGUGGAGAAACUUCUGGAAAGGUCAGGUUUUGAGCAUUCGGCAUCUGGAAUGGUCUCUUUUGGACCAAACCUUGAUUAUGACUUCUUUCCCAAACCACUGGAAGAAUUGAGAAUUGAAGCAUCAAAUAAGCCAGUGAUGAUUGGAAUGGCAGAGCAUGAGGGAUUGCUUUUUGCAUUUACCGAUCCUCAUUUUACAACUGCCGAUGAAGUACUAAAGAGAAAGAUAGCGGCGGAAUUCAAAGAAGAUGUGGUUGAUAAUCCAGAAAAAAUCCGUCGAGAUAUUUUCGAAUAUUACAUGAACUUUAAUAGAGAUUCAGAUGAGAAGAAGCUCGUUGCGUACACUGGGGAUUCGAUAUUCAACGCAGGAGUUAUCCUUGCUGCUAAAAGUUUGGCAACCCAUGGAAACACUGUAUUUUUUAUGUAUUUGACUACUGCAAUCCAGACGAUUUCGGACCAAUUGGAGGCAUACUACCGUUCAGAGUUCCAACUCAUUGUACUGAACUUCGGUACAUUGUCGGAGAAGGUGUAUACAAUGAUGGAGUAUAUGACCACUAUGUUCUCCAAUUUCGCCAAAUAUGGGAAUCCCAACAUAUCUGGUUCAACCAAAUGGGAGAGUUUCAGAGCCAGUGAUAACCACAAACAUUUCUACAUAACGUAUCCUGAAAGUGAAAUGAGAGAACAAUUUCAUGGAGGUCGAUGUCAAUUUUUGGAGGAAAUGAACAAUCAAAACAACAGUUACCAAGAGAUUUUUUUUGGAAAAAACAACUGA